This is a messenger RNA of Callorhinchus milii (elephant shark), 3124 nucleotides long. Its product is annotated as 3'(2'), 5'-bisphosphate nucleotidase 2. Gene Ontology annotation, molecular function: 3'-nucleotidase activity. The record is from RefSeq and is a predicted model, not a curated record. NCBI's taxonomy places the organism in Eukaryota, Metazoa, Chordata, Chondrichthyes, Chimaeriformes, Callorhinchidae. The transcript is spliced from 5 exons. Gene Ontology annotation, cellular component: endomembrane system. Gene Ontology annotation, biological process: phosphatidylinositol phosphate biosynthetic process. Bases 1 to 1044 code for a protein of 347 amino acids.
AUGGCUCCCAUGGGCAUCCGCCUGUCUCCGCUCGGCGUGGCCGUCUUCGCGCUGCUCACCCUGGGCGUCCUCUACCACCUGUACUCGGGAUUCCUGGCGGGCCGCAUCGCCGGCUUCAGGGCGGCGCCCGGGACCGACAGGGUGGACCUGAGGGAGCUGCUGGCGCUGUCGGUGGAGGCGGCCGUGCGGGGAGGCGAGGAGGUGCGGCGGGUGAUGGAGGGCGGCGAGCUGCACGGCAAGAGCAAAGGCAAGACCCGGGAGGGGGCCGACGAGAUGCUGACCAGCGGAGACUUGAUGUCACAUCAGAAGAUGUACCAUCUGAUCCGGAAUGCCUUCCCGAACAUACAGGUGUUUUCUGAAGAACAAGAUGUGGGCUUUGUCAAGGAGGAUGCCAUAUGGGAUCGUGUCAUUCCAAAGGAGAUCCUGGAGAAAACUCCCACAUCAGAAGAAGUUUCCUCUGACAGCAUCACAGUCUGGAUUGAUCCACUUGAUGCUACCCAGGAAUACACAGAAAAGCUUCUAUAUUACGUCACAACUAUGGUGUGUGUUGCUGUGAAUGGAAAACCAGUGAUUGGAGUAAUUCAUAAACCAUUUGCUGACUUUACAGCAUGGGCAAUGGUCCAUGGAGGAUCAAAUGUGAGUGUCCGCAAAUCCUACAAUAAGAAGAACCCCAAAGUUAUAAUCUCUCGGUCACAUACAGGUACAGGGAAAGCAUUUGCCCAGAAGGUGUUUGGGAAUGACAGUGACAUCAUUGAAGCUGGAGGAGCAGGAUAUAAAGUUCUGUCUCUGCUGGAUAUACCUGAUGAUAAACAGCCUGACCAUGCUGAUGUAUAUCUGCAUGUAACUGAUAUCAAGAAAUGGGAUAUCUGUGCUGGCAAUGCACUCUUGGAAGCACUUGGUGGCCAAAUAACUACUCUCAAAGGAAACACUAUUAAUUAUUCCAAUACAGAGUUGAGUGAAGAUGGACUUCUUGCUAGCAUUGGCAUGCCUCACAAAGAAUUGCUUGAUAAAUUACCAGAUUUGAAAUCCAUGAAAACACGAUAAAGGGAUCUUAACUAAUGCUUCAACAUAAAAGCAAAUAACUGUGUGUUCAUAAUUGGUACGGAUUAACCAUUAGCCUGUAUUCCUCUUGGAAAAUUAAUAAUGCUGAAUUUUGGGUGUGAGGAUAAAAGGCUCCAGUGCUGGGUAUAGAUAACUUUGUUUGCCAAGAAAAUCAAGGAUGAGAAGCUUUUCUUGUCACCAAGUGCAGGAACUUUGAUGAUGCUCGCUAACAGUGGGAUUUUCCAUUGUUGCAAUGAGGAAUAUUAGACCUAACAACCAACACUAACCUUACAAUGUUUGGAAUACAGUGUAGUUUGUUUUUGUGCAGACUUUAGUUUUACCUUGCGGAUCAUUGUGAAUGGUUUUCAUAAAAAGCGUAACUUAAUUAUAUACUGUAAGUUGAGUUUCCAGUCUGUUCCCUUGUUAAGCUGAGGUACUGUUUCUUAAGACCUAGAAUUUUUGUUUCUUUGAACUCUAUGUGUAGCAUUCACUGUACUGUUUAAAAAAUACUGGAAUUUUUUUAAUAAUGUUUUCUUUGCAAGAAUAGCAAUUAAAAGUAACCACCAGGAGGGAUUACUUCCUUCUUUUGCGGAACCCCACAGUGGUUACCCAUAACUUGGUGUGAAUAAAUAAAGACUCACUAAAUCAGUCAUCUUUGAACUUUUCCUGUAACAUUUUAUCUAGUGUUUUUUCUCUUACAUUUUGUGUUAAAUUGUGAAAAAAACUGUUGAAUGAACUUACUGUGAUAUUUUACUAUGGUGUAUUGUUAAACAGCAAAGUUUGUUUAGAAAACUGUUGCAUAUUUAGCAUGUUCUCAUUGGGCAAUAAUAAAUGAUAAGACUUGCAUAUAUCUGAAAGGGGUGGGUGGGGGGGUGUUGAAGGAAUUUACUAUACCACGGAUUCGGAAGGAUGUGGGUAGAAGCCACACAUCAAGACUUUAAUCUUAUAAAACUGAUACUCAAUGGCAUUGUUCAAAAGGAGAAAGGAGUUUCUGGACUGGGCAAUGAUCCCCCCAAAUAAAAUUAAUGAUUCACUUCACGGCUGUUUGUGGGACAUUGCUGUGCGCAAAAUGGCCGCUGGGCCCACCUAAAAAAUACACAGUCACUACACUUGACAGAAAAUACUUGUGAAACCCCUUGAGAUGUUUCAUGGUGAAAAGGCGCUAGGUCAAAUGCAAGUUAUUUUUAUUAUUGUUUCAGUACAAGACAACUGAAUACUGUACCUGAUGAUGAUGCAUAUGUCUUGCUCAUUUUACGAUCAGGAGCACGAGACGUUUUUAUCUGAAAAUAUAUUACUGUUGGUGAAUGCGAAAAGUGUUAAAAGCAAAAUGCAAGAACUAAUGCAAGAAAAGUUGCAGUGUGUGAUCCAGAUCAACGCAACAUGUUUUAUUUGUACAGAAACUAAAACUUUCUAUUCUUACACACUACGUACGUGUUCACAUCUGAAUACGAGUGUUUUCAGCUAUAAAGAUGCAGAAUUAUCUGUCAAUCUAAUUUUUCUGUAUAAACAUGCUUAUACUACAGUAUUAGUAAUAAUUUUAUUUUGUGUGUUAAUGCUGUAAUAUAUGAAGGUCAGGUGGGUGGAAUAUUAUUUUUGUAAAGGCUAGCAUAUAAUUCUUUUCAUUAAUCCUAGUUUCUAAAUUAUAUUGGAGGCAUUUUAAGACUGCACGUCAGCAUAGUAGCAAAGUACAAUUAGUGCUUCCAUUUACAGCCUCUUAGAUAUGGCUCAUUUUAUGGUCAGUGGAGUGGCAUAAUUUUCUUAACUAUUAAGCAACACAUUUUUAGUCCUGUACAUGGUCUGAAAUAAUACUAAGCUUCUCAUUCAGUUUAUAAAAUUCAUUGGUUUCUGAAUACUUUAGCUUUUUGUUUUGGGUUUAUUGUAUAUCAUUGAUAAAGCUAUCAUUGCUAAAGGUAAUCUCUUUGAUCAUAAUGACUAUUGGUUUAAAAUCUGAAUACAGGGUAAUGAACCUGAAAUAAGCCAGUGCUGCAUUUAUUGACACAUGAGAAUUUAUUGACACAUGAGAAGGGCAUGAGAAUUUGCUAGGCGACAAAAAGACCAAGGUCCAUCUCGUUCGCCUUCCACC